GUGUCGGCAACAUGUUGUGUUACUAUAUCUUGGCUACUCUGCUUAUCUCGGCCAUCGGCUCUCCCGGAGUGCAAGCUGAAGAAAACGAAGAACUACCAUCAUCUCCGAAUGGCAACCUUGGCGUAAUACUCGGAGCAUUAACAGUACAAAGAAACAAUAGAUACGUCACUGGUCCGAACGAUAAAAAUGUGUAUGGAUCCAUAGUUACAAUGGAUAACACAUUUGAUGCUGCUAAUCCUUCAAAGAGACGAACCCUUACUGCUUUUGCACCGGGCGGUCCUGGACAAGAUGGUGUUGCCUUUACAUGGACUAGUGAUGAUCUUCAUAAUAUCCUACAGACAGGAAACAACGGAGUUUUUGUAGGCGCGGUCACAGUCCAAGAUGGCAAUACCUAUACCGGUGACCUUGGUGGAACAAACCAGUUCGGAUCGGUUGUUGAACAAUCAGGCAAUGUUUUCUAUGGAACUCCCUCAAAUGGUCCCGUUCACUUUGGAGCCGUCACUGUUCAGAGGAAUAACCACUAUAGUACUAGUCCAGGCAGUAAGAAUUACUUUGGAUCGCGUGUUGUUCAACGAGAUAAUGUUUUUAAAAUUAAUGGAGAAUCAAAUGAGGAAGAGCAGUCAAAUUGAGAGGAGACAAAGAGAUUGAGAGAAGAGAAGAAGAUUAAAUUAAGAGGAAGAGAGAAGAGGAAAUGAUAGUAAUAUAGUAGUAAAGACUGUAGUUGGAAAUACGAUAAAGUUUACAUCAUCUUUGAUUUCAUUGUGUAAAUUUGUUCAGUUAGAUAAAUCAUUUUUUUACUAUAACAA
Molecule: messenger RNA, 806 nt
Organism: Helicoverpa zea (corn earworm)
Lineage: Eukaryota; Metazoa; Arthropoda; Insecta; Lepidoptera; Noctuidae
Exons: 2
Coding region: 12-629 (205 amino acids)
Source: RefSeq, a predicted model, not a curated record